Molecule: messenger RNA, 1254 nt
Organism: Knipowitschia caucasica
Lineage: Eukaryota; Metazoa; Chordata; Actinopteri; Gobiiformes; Gobiidae
Source: the annotation of a GenBank genome assembly
AUGGAGGACUGCGUCGCUGUGGAGAAAAGCCCGGAGGAAAUGCCUGCAGUGUUGAACUCUCGACCACAGACGGGUUUGUCCUUCCUGGCACCAGAACCUGAGGAUCUGGAGGAUCUUUACACCAGAUACAAGAAACUGCAGCAGGAGCUGGAGUUCCUGGAGGUGCAGGAGGAGUACAUUAAAGAUGAACAGAAGAACCUGAAGAAGGAGUUCCUCCACGCUCAGGAGGAGGUGAAGCGGAUACAGAGCAUCCCUCUCGUCAUCGGACAGUUUCUGGAAGCCGUGGACCAGAACACUGCUAUUGUUGGUUCCACCACAGGCUCCAACUACUACGUGCGGAUCCUGAGCACCAUCGACCGCGAGCUGCUGAAGCCCAACGCCUCGGUGGCUCUGCACAAACACAGCAACGCUCUGGUGGACGUGCUGCCCCCGGAGGCCGACAGCAGCAUCAUGAUGUUGACUUCAGACCAAAAGCCAGAUGUGAUGUACGCUGAUAUCGGAGGGAUGGACAUUCAGAAACAGGAAGUGAGAGAAGCCGUGGAGCUGCCCCUCACUCACUUCGAGCUCUACAAACAGAUUGGCAUUGACCCUCCCAGGGGCGUGCUCAUGUACGGACCUCCAGGAUGCGGAAAAACCAUGUUGGCCAAAGCCGUGGCUCACCAUACCACCGCCGCCUUCAUCCGUGUGGUCGGCUCAGAGUUCGUUCAGAAAUACUUGGGAGAAGGUCCGCGAAUGGUGCGAGACGUGUUCCGGCUGGCAAAGGAGAACGCCCCCGCCAUCAUCUUCAUCGACGAGAUUGACGCCAUCGCCACCAAGCGCUUCGACGCACAGACUGGAGCCGACAGAGAAGUGCAGAGAAUCUUGCUGGAGCUGCUGAAUCAGAUGGACGGCUUUGACCAGAAUGUUAAUGUGAAGGUGAUCAUGGCCACCAACAGAGCCGACACGCUGGACCCGGCUCUGCUCCGUCCCGGGCGUCUGGACCGAAAGAUAGAGUUCCCUCUCCCCGACCGCAGACAGAAGCGCCUCGUCUUCUCCACCAUCACCAGCAAAAUGAACCUGUCCGAGGAGGUGGAUCUGGAGGACUAUGUGGCUCGUCCAGACAAGGUUUCUGGAGCGGAUAUUAACUCAAUCUGCCAAGAGGCUGGCAUGCUAGCUGUGCGAGAAAACCGCUACAUCGUUUUAGCCAAAGACUUUGAGAAAGCCUACAAGACGGUCAUCAAGAAGGACGAGCAAGAGCACGAGUUCUACAAGUAG